This is a messenger RNA of Papaver somniferum (opium poppy), 510 nucleotides long. RefSeq names its product putative E3 ubiquitin-protein ligase LIN-1. Gene Ontology annotation, molecular function: protein binding. The coding region runs from base 1 to 510 and encodes 169 amino acids. Lineage: Eukaryota; Viridiplantae; Streptophyta; Magnoliopsida; Ranunculales; Papaveraceae. The record is from RefSeq and is a predicted model, not a curated record. The transcript has 4 exons.
AUGUCCAAGUCCAAAAGGGAUGUCAAAGAGCACCACAAAGAAGUGACAUGCUUUGCGCUUUUUGAACCCGAAGGCAGUCUUUUAAGUGGAUCCAGUGAUAAAACUAUCAGGGUGUGGAAGAUGGUCAACCAGAAACUGGAAUGCAUAGAAGUAAUAACUACAACAGAACCAAUCCACAAAAUCGAGACAUGCGGUCAGCAGACCUUUCUAAUUACUGAGAGUCGUGGACUAAAGUUGUUUGAUGAGUCCAGAACUGCCAAAGUUAUUUGCAAGAGUAAACAAGUGAAAUGCUUGACAGUAAAUCAGAGAAAACUUUACCUGGGAUGCACAGAUUCAUCUAUCCAGGAAGUGGAUGUACCAAAUGAUCAACAUCGAGAACUUAAAUCUCCGGCAAAGAGAUGGCUCAAGCAAAAGAAGCCAGCAAAUUCAGUGGUUGUUUAUCGAGACUGGCUUUAUGUUGCAAGUUCCAUAGUUGAAGGUUCAAACUUCAAGGUAUGCACUGAAGUUUGA